Zeugodacus cucurbitae (melon fly) is the source of this 2360-nucleotide messenger RNA. RefSeq names its product protein gurken. Bases 803 to 1936 code for a protein of 377 amino acids. Gene Ontology annotation, molecular function: epidermal growth factor receptor binding; receptor ligand activity. The record is from RefSeq and is a predicted model, not a curated record. Gene Ontology annotation, biological process: epidermal growth factor receptor signaling pathway. NCBI's taxonomy places the organism in Eukaryota, Metazoa, Arthropoda, Insecta, Diptera, Tephritidae. The transcript has 3 exons.
ACGCUGUGCGCGCGAUCUGCCAUGAACGAACUGUAUGGAUCCGCGAUGGCCUGUCACCACACUCGCGCCGCCCAUUCACCACAGUCUCAUUUUGUGCGCCCAUUGACGAGCAACGGGAUUUGACGUACGCGUACGCGUCCAAGCAAUUACUACGUAGCGAGUAGUUUUGCGCUUCGUGUUAAUACAGCGAUUAUUUCUUCAGAGAUUUCAAAAAAUAUAAUUUAAAUAAAGUGGUUUUUCGUAGUAAAAAGUGUUGAAGUAAAAAAUGUAAUUUAUCUUCGAAAAAAAAAACUCAAGUUAAACGCCACAUAUUUGCGGUUAUGUGACUCAUAUUAAAUGCCUCUCUCUCUCCUAUGAACCGCGCAGUGUGUCGUUCCAGUGUUCGCGUUCCAACAAUUGACACAGAACUUUUUGUCUAAACUUUUUCGAAGUGAAUUUCUCACAGUGUACGCGCUAUGAGUAUGCAAGUUUUGCGCAUUUUUCCUGUUAAUACAAACAUUUGCAACGAAUGCUCGUCGUUACACGUGUAACGCACGAUCGUUGCUGCAGAAACUUCACCUUCAAUUAACCUCGCGAUUUUCAUUUGGAUUUUUGGCGCUUCACGGCUCGUCGUCGUCGCCUGCCUGCUGCUGUCUGAAUUACUGUUUGGAUUUCUGUUUUUGUUUUUCAAUUCGUUAUUGAAAUAUCCACUUUAUUUGACUUUUUUCGCAUCCAUUUCUUCGCGCACAGCGCUUAUUCACCACUCACACACACACGUUCUCCGUGUGGUGAAUAUCUUUUAUGACCGCAUAAUAUUGGCAUAAUGCAAAUUUCGGAAAAUUUGCUGAGAGUAAUUUUCAUGCUGUCAACAAUCGUCGUAGUGACUGAUUGUUGUUCGAGCCGAUUAUUACUGCUCAAGGAACACACACUGCAAAUCGUACAACAACAUCGUUUGCGCCAUUCGCAAAACGAUGAUUACGAUUACGAACACGAAGAUUACGAGCAGUUGCAACGGCAACAACAGCAGCAGCUACAACAAAAGAUACCACAAUAUGUGGAUAUAGCCAAGAGUGAUAUUGACUUUAUAAAAAACUAUGCAGAGGAGCAUAAACGUUCACGGGAUAAGGAUGAACAUGAUGAGAAUACCACCGAAACGGAGAUACUCGGUGCAGCAAUGCAAUUAGGGAAUUUCGGUAGUGAUUCAUAUGAAAGCUUGUUGGGCAUAUUCGAUGCAGCAGCUUUCGACACAACAACCACAACAACAACGACUACGACGACGAGGAUGAGUACAACAAGCAUGAGUAGCACCGUCAGACACUCAACCACACCGCGAGCAACUGCGGCGACUACAAACGCCCAGCAAAGCACACUCGUAGAGAGUGAGAUCAGUACGACACAAAGAGCGCGAACCUCUACCGUUGUGGUUGAGCCUGAGAGUAUGGAGUCAAGCUCAACAACGAUGACGAUCCCUAUAUCCUCGACAAUCGCCAGUAGUGCGGGUGCAGGUGGUGGUAGUAGUGUGGAGAAUGUUAUGAACGUACGCGAUCUCUUGUCACUUCCUUGUAGCGGUCAAUUCAAUACCGAAUUCUGUUUGAAUCGUGGACGCUGCUUUCGGUAUCCCAUCGGCAAUGAUACGAUACAUUCGUGCAUUUGCGCGGACGGCUACAUCGGUGAGCGUUGCGAAUCGAAGAGUAUGAAUGGCUCCUUCAUUCCCUCGAUUAAAAAACAGAAGAUACUUAUGGCGCGCAUCGUCUUCUCCUUUCCCAUGUUGGUGGCGCUCUCUGUCAUAUACAUAAUGGUUGGCGCGGCGAUUGUGUUCAAGCGUCCCGUCCCGCCAACGCACUCAAUCAAAGAACGCAUGGAACUUUUGCCCGAUGAUGACGCUGGCGAGCUUAUACUGUUGAAUUCUUACCCAAUGGUGGACCAGACAGUCACUUACUCGACCUAUGCGGACUAGUGCAAUGCAAAUUGCAGACAUAUUUCUAAAUCAAAAUAAUUUUUCACUCGGAAAAAAGUACUUAAUUUAUUUGUAAAUAUUAUGCUUAGUGCUUUUUAAACUUAAAAGCUUAAAAUGGUCGGUCAUGCAUUGCCUAGCGCUUUCCAUAACACGCACACAUACUAAGUUAUAUUUAAAUAUUUAUGUUUAAAGUAAAUACAAAAAAAUAAAUUUUAGCUUUAUUACUUUAGUAGCUUAAUUUAUGUACGCUUCAGCUUUCCGCUCGUGUGAAAGUUAUUAUUUUUUCUUUUUUCAUUUCUCGGUGAGCUUUAAAGCUUACCACACAUAUACUAGUAUGUUAGUGCUUUUUAUUAGCUUUAAUUUGUUAUAGUUUCGGGGAAAGCGCGCAUUCCCGUUUAAGUAUCGUUUUUGCCAAAUUUGGUUC